Molecule: messenger RNA, 1935 nt
Organism: Cordyceps militaris CM01
Lineage: Eukaryota; Fungi; Ascomycota; Sordariomycetes; Hypocreales; Cordycipitaceae
Product: mRNA splicing protein (Prp39)
Exons: 6
Coding region: 1-1935 (644 amino acids)
Biological process (GO): mRNA 5'-splice site recognition; RNA processing
Cellular component (GO): commitment complex; U1 snRNP; U2-type prespliceosome
Molecular function (GO): protein binding
Source: RefSeq, a predicted model, not a curated record
AUGAGCGACUUUGGUUCUUAUGGCGGCUCCGACGAGGAGUACGCCUCAGUGCGCAAGCACAACGCCUUGGUGGAGGCCGACUCGGACAGCUUCGAAAACUGGGAGAACCUCAUCAAGGCGUGCGAAACGCUCGACGGUGGUCUGAACCGCAAUUCCAGCCCCCAGGCGCUCGCCACGUUUCGCGACGCCUACAACCGAUUCCUCUCCAAAUUUCCUCUCCUUUUUGGCUACUGGAAGAAAUACGCCGACCUCGAAUUCAACAUCGCAGGACCCGAAUCUGCACAGAUGGUGUACGAAAAAGGAUGCGCCAGCAUCACCAAUUCUGUCGACUUGUGGACGGACUACUGCUCCUUCACCAUGGAAACGACUCACGAUCCACAUGUCGUCAGAGAACUGCUCGAGCGGGGAGCCUCAUUUGUUGGGCUAGACUUUUUGGCUCACCCCUUUUGGGACAAGUACAUUGAGUAUGAGGAGAGGCAGGAGGCGCAAGAUCGCGUUUUCGCGCUGCUGGCCCGCAUUGUCCGCAUUCCGAUGCACCAGUACGCACGCUACUAUGAGCGCUUCAGAGCGCUCGCCCACACAAGGCCGCUGACCGAGGUAGUGGAUGCAGAGACACUGGCCAAGUUUCAGGCCGAGAUUGCCGCCGAAUCGCCUGGUCAACGGCCAGAGCUUGAAGUGGAGCGUGAUGUGCGGGCCAAGAUGGACGGUAUGUACUUUGAAGUGUUUCAAUCUACGCAGAAUGAAGUUUCAAAGCGUUGGACAUACGAGUCAGAGAUCAAGCGGCCGUACUUUCACGUUACAGAGCUAGAUCAUGCUCAGUUAAGCAACUGGCGAAAAUAUCUCGACUUUGAGGAGGCUGAAGGCGAUUACAGCCGCAUCGUGUGCCUCUACGAGCGCUGUCUAACAACUUGCGCGUUCUACGAUGAAUUUUGGUUUCGCUACACAAGAUGGAUGUCUGCACAAGACGAAAAGGAGUCGGAGACGAGAAACAUUUUUAUACGUGCGGCUACCAUGUUCGUGCCAGUGAGUCGGCCAGGCAUCCGUCUGCAGUGGGCUUACUUUGAAGAGAGCACUGGCCGGGUGGGCGUCGCGGUUGCUAUUCACGAGGCCAUCCUGAUGAAGCUGCAGGACUGCAUCGAGGUGAUUGUGUCAUGGGCCAACAUGGAGCGCCGGCAAAACGGCGUCGACGCCGCGAUUCAAGUGUACAAGGACCAGAUUGAUGCGCCGACGGUGGACCUGUAUACCAAGGCGGCGCUGGUGGCUGAGUGGGCGCUUCUGGUGUGGCGCGGCAAGGGGUCCGCAGAGGACGCGCGCGCCAUUUACGUCAAGAACGUGCAGUGGUACGCGGAUAGCCGGCACUUUUGGGACAAGUGGUUCGAGUUUGAGCUCGGGCAGCAGGGGGCCGACGGGCAGAGCGCGCCGGACCAGGCGACGCGGGUGCAGCACAUCUUUGAGGAGCUCCGCUGCAAGAGCCGGUUGUCGGCGGCGUCUAAGAAGGAGCUGACGCAGGCGUACAUGAGCUACCUGGUGCAGCGGGGCGGUUCGGACGCGAUGAAGCGAUUCCUCGAGGUUGACCGGGUCAUGUUUGGCCCUGUAUCGGUGGCCGGCAAGGUCUCGGCGUCUGUGUCGUCGCAGUUGGCCAAGCAGAAUGGCACGGAAGCAUCACUGCAGCCGGCGGCGGGGGAGCUGGACGAGGUGAGCCGGCGCAAGGCCGAGACGCUGUGGCUCAAGUUUUAUGAGACGCAUUUUGAACCGCUGGUUGGUAUACCAGAAAAUUGCGAGAAGAAGGGCAUGUACGUUGGCGUUAUGGCUGUAGCUGAGCAGGCCCGGCGUGGCCAGGGAAAGCAGGGCGGCUAUAGUGUUUGGACUAUGCAAAUAGAAUUGAAUCAUGAGCGUCUUACAUGUGACGUGGAAAGCGAGUCAAACAACGAGUGA